UGUGCGGCCAGAAAGCUUUUUGCAACGAAGGAGAAAGAGAGAGCUGACUAUUUCAAAAGCAUCACUGAGGAGGAGAUGAUCAACCUUCCCACAUACUUACUUCUUCACCUGCCGCCUAUGAAGGUGAGGGAUUUGCCUGACUCGGUGUGUCCUGCCUUCCUCGACAAGAUGCAAGAGGCCAACCUGAGCUCAUUACCUCAUCGUUUGCCUUCUCGCCCCGCACUCACCCAGAGAGCACUGCUUUGCCUGGCUGAAGAGCCAGACUUUUCUGGACUGACAGUUGAAGAUGUGUCCAGGCUUGGACUGCUCUUAUGUGAGCUUCAGCCUUCCCAACUGCUCCGCAUGGCCCCCGGUAUCCUCAACUUCAGCCUUGAGCAAAUGGCUUCCUGCCAGCACAUUCCUCUACGCCACAGGGCAGAGAUGAUUCAGUUGGUCAAGCAGACUUUUGGGGAUCCAUCUUAUUGGUCAGCUGAGACUAUGGAAGCACUGGGUCCUUUCCUCCUUUUGGAUGACAAUGCCACAUCUGCUCUUCCCAAUAAGCCCUGGAUGAAGGACGUUCUAUAUUCUUUGACGUCGGGCCGGCAGUACACCUCCAAAGCCCUGAGAAAGAAAAUCUUCAAUCUCGCAACCUCCUCAUCAAAUGCAACCGAACUCACUGUGGAGUUGAUUGAGGAACUUGGAAUGAACAACGUCUACUGGACACGCACGCAGCUCGCUCACAUGUCAGACGAAACCUUCCUGACUACUUUAGAAACACUCGGCGCUGUCUCUGACUACGGGGCCGACCAACUGGACGCGCUCAGCACAAAAGCAGUUGAGGUCUUGGGCCCAGUGUCACAGAUGACUGAGAGUGAGGUGAUGCAGCUGGGAUGCAUAACUCGGGGCUUCUCCGAUGCAGACCUGGAGAAACUCCCCUUCUCACUCGACGCUCUGGAGGAAAUCGACAAUUGCGGCUGGAACGUGUCACAGUGGGAGGCGGUGUGGAAGGGUGUUUCUGAACAUGAGAACCUGACAGCGCAGCAGCUGGAAGCUGCAGACAUGGUCGCACUGAGCCAGUUCAUCUGUGGCCUAAACUCCAGCGAGUUCAGACAGCUCAACGUGAACGCCUUCAAGGACGCUGUGGGCUCAAUGGAUGGCGUUCAAUGCUCCGCCAAGGUUGCACAGCAGCUGAAGCAGCUUGCUGUGUCUGCGUUUGGAAAUCCCAACACCUGGACUGAAGCACAAGUGUCUGAGCUGGGCAACAUCAUUGCUGGGCUGAACUCCACUGAGUUGGCCUCUUUAGACUCGGUCGUCUUCUCAUUUAUCGGCGAGUCCUGCAUCCCGCUCAUACCUCACUUCGCUGUCCUCUCUGUUGCUCAGCUUGAAGCUCUUGGACCUGACAACGCUGCCAUGGUAACCAGCAAACAGCGAGCGUCCCUCAGUGAUGAGCAGCUGGCCGCUCUUGAGAGGGCUGUGAUCGGGUCACCUGACCAAACAGAGAGAUCUGUACAGUCAGGUACUCCAUCGCUGAAUGUUGAGGGGGUCUCAGCUCUCGUGAAGCCCUUUCUGUUACUCCUCAUGGGGUUCCUGCUGCUGUGAGGAUAGAGAGCCACCUCCACCUGCUUUAAGCUGACCACACACCCAUCCUCUUAACAUUAGGUGCACCUGUGACAUGUAAUCAUCCUUUAAGUGUAUUAUUUGUGAUGAAGACAUGUUUCUCAUAGAUAAGCAAAAUCUGAGAUCAUUUGUGUGAGCGUAGGAGUGUGCCUAUUCUAAACAUUAAGUACACAACAUAAUCAUAUGACCUGCUAAGCGGUGUAAGGAAUCUAUUAUUGCUUUAAAUAUUCUGUCACUGGAAUGAAGAGAAAUGUUUGUUUGCUAUGUGGGAUGUCUU
Messenger RNA from Cyclopterus lumpus (lumpfish), 1873 nucleotides. Its product is annotated as otoancorin-like. The transcript has 12 exons. Bases 76 to 1578 code for a protein of 500 amino acids. Gene Ontology annotation, biological process: cell-matrix adhesion. The record is from RefSeq and is a predicted model, not a curated record. Gene Ontology annotation, cellular component: cell surface. Lineage: Eukaryota; Metazoa; Chordata; Actinopteri; Perciformes; Cyclopteridae.